Messenger RNA from Aspergillus puulaauensis, 1491 nucleotides. Its product is annotated as CRAL-TRIO domain-containing protein. Lineage: Eukaryota; Fungi; Ascomycota; Eurotiomycetes; Eurotiales; Aspergillaceae. The coding region runs from base 1 to 1491 and encodes 496 amino acids. The record is from RefSeq and is a predicted model, not a curated record. The transcript is spliced from 4 exons.
AUGAAGGACACCAGCAUCCCCCCCGGCUUCUGGGGGAACUUGUCCCCUCUGCAGGAGUCUCGUCUGCAGCAGCUCUGGACCCUCCUGUUGCACCUGGCAGAGGCCUCGUCCCUCGGCGCCCUCGAGCAGUUCGUCAGCGUCAACAGCCUCGAGCGCGUCCGCACCUCUGUCUCCUCGCUGUCCUCCCGCUCCCAACCCAGUAGUCGCCGCAACUCCCUCUUCUCUCGCGCCGAGGGAACUCUCGUUCGCAGGGGCAGUCGAGCCUCUGUCUCUGUGCACCAUACCCGGCUCCUCGAGACUUUUCGCGGCGUCGGCCUCUCCGCUACUCAGGUGCGCAACGUGCGUCGCUUCCUUGCCGUCUUGUCCCCCGAGGAUAUCAGGUUCGGCGUCCUGACGGCGGCGAAACAUGAGCAUCCGGACGUUCUUAUCCUCCGGUUUCUGCGGGUGUCCAAGUGGGACGUUAACCAGGCGCUCGUCCACCUUUUGAAUGCAACCGUGUGGCGGUUGAAGGAGAUGCAGGUGGAUAAUGUGCUACUCCCGCGCGGGGAACUGUACGCUGUGCAAAACGAGAAGGAUGUUUCGAAUCGACAUGUCGCGGGCGAGGCGACUGGCUUUCUGAAACAACUGAGGAUUGGAAAAGGCUUUGUACAUGGUGUCGACCGUAUGAAUCGGCCGAUUGCUGUGGUGCGCAUACGCUUCCACCGGCCUGGAGAGCAGAGCCAGGAGGCUCUUAACCAGUUCAUCACGCAUGUUAUCGAGAGUGCGCGGUUGCUUUUAAAGCCGCCUAUUGAGUCUGCGACGGUUUUGUUUGACAUGACGGGCUUCUCGCUGGCCAACAUGGAAUACGCCCCAGUUAAGUUUAUUAUUCGCUGCUUCGAGACAUUCUACCCCGAGUGCCUCGGUGUCCUCCUCAUCCACAAUGCCCCGCGAGUAUUCGGAGGCGUCUGGAAAAUAAUCAAACCCUGGAUAGACCCGCGCCUCGUCGAAAGAAUCCACUUCACAAACACAGUGCAAGACCUCGAGAAAUAUAUCGACCGCGACCAGAUCAUCUCCGAGCUCGGCGGCAACGAAGACUGGGAGUACGAGUACCUCGAACCAGAAGCAGACGAGAACCACGCCAUGAAGGACUACGCGACGCGCGAUACUCUCCUCGCAGAGCGCCAGUCCAUCGGCGAGGAAUUUCUCUCCGCCACGUCCCGCUGGAUAGCAGCGUCUAGAGCCGGGAGCUCAACAGAUCUCAGUGAGGCGAUUGCGCACCGCGAGGAAGUCAUCGAGCAGGUUCGGCUUAAUUAUUGGGAUCUGGACCCGUAUGUGCGCGCGAGGAAUAACUUGGACCGUACCGGUGUGAUUCAGGAGGGUGGGCUUAUUGAUAUGUAUCCUGCGCCGAAGCAGCAGCCACUGCCCCUGCCUGUGUCCGUGCAGAUUCGGACGGCGAAGGUGCUCCAGGUUGCGCAUGUGCAGAGGGCGCAGGUGAAGAUUGUUAAUGUUUGA